AUGGAGCUCAACAAGUCGCUCGAGGAGAUGAAGGCGGCGGCCGAGGCCUCGGCCGCCGCCUCCGUGACGGAGGAGAGCCUCGCCACGGCCGCGGCGUCUGCGGUGGAGGCCGCCCAGCCGGAGCGCCCGCUCUUCGAGGAGUUCUACGACGACUGGGCGGCGUUCGACGCCGCCAUCGUGCGCGCUACGGCGGCGUACCACCCGAUCCGCAAGCGCUCGUCGCUCACCUUCGAGGUGUACAACCGCACGGUGUCCAAGGGCCGCCACAACCGCAAGAACAUCGCCGAGUUCCUGUCCAAGACCUUCAAGUGCACGCACGGCAUCAAGUUCCGCUCGCGGGGCAGCGGCAAGCGGCUGCGGCACAAGCUGCGCGACAUCGGCUGCCCGUUCCACGUCUACGCGUCGGCGGUGGAGUACGGCCCCACGUACCGCGUGAAGGUGCGCAUGCAUGACAAGCACAACCACCCCAUCGGCCCGGACUCGAUGAAGAUGAUGAGUGGUGCUCUGCAUGAGUCGGACUAUGAGCUGGGCACGCACGACGAAAAUGACUCGGCGUCGGCUGGACAGACGGCGGGGGCGGCGACGAGUACCCACGUGCAUCAGAUUGAGCACGUGAUGACAUCCGAGGACCAUGAAAGCUCGGCGGAGGCGGCGCAAGCGGCGUACGAGAGGCAAAUGAGAGAGGACCUGGAAGCUGAGGCCGUCGCACACCAUGAGGCGCAGGCACGUGCGGAAGCUCAGGCUCAAGCGGACGCCCAGGCUCAACAGGUCUACCAGUUUGCACAGACCCAGGCGUUGCAGGCGAUGACAGACGCUCAAGCUCGGGCCCAGGUGAUGUUGCAAUCCCCGCAGCAGCUACAGCACAACAACAGCCAAGCGCAAGCCCAAUCUGUUGAUGCAACGGAUAUCCUGACCUCAUCCGGCCACGAUAGCGAGACGCUGUUGGAUGGUACCAUGGACAGCACCAUGACUGAAGACCCCCCUGCAAAAUUUGAAGAAACCAUGACUCUGGAGUCACUUCGCAAGCGCAUUGCUGAUUUUGCUGAUGAACGCGACUGGAAUCAGUUCCACACACCUCGGAACCUGUUGCUGGCCCUGAAUGGAGAAAUGGGUGAACUGUGCGAGAUUUUCCAGUGGAAGGGCGAGGUUAAGGACACUGCAGAUUGGUCUGCCAGGGAAAAGGAGCACCUGGGCGAGGAAAUCAGCGAUGUGCUGAUUUACCUUGUGCGUCUUGCUGACAAGUGUGAUGUCAACCUGCCUGCUGCUUUGAACGACAAGAUCGCCAAGAACGCCAGGAAAUACCCUGCUGAGUUGGUUCGAGGGUCCUCGAAGAAGUACAAUGAGUACAAACGCAUGCGGAUUACUGAGGAGUCAACUUUGUAAAGGAAGAGAGGCUGGUAAUUUUGGGCGUGCGAGUAAUAUGAUUUCUAUUUGACUUGCGU
Molecule: messenger RNA, 1442 nt
Organism: Phytophthora sojae
Lineage: Eukaryota; Oomycota; Peronosporomycetes; Peronosporales; Peronosporaceae
Exons: 5
Coding region: 1-1383 (460 amino acids)
Biological process (GO): nucleoside triphosphate catabolic process
Molecular function (GO): nucleoside triphosphate diphosphatase activity
Source: RefSeq, a predicted model, not a curated record